Messenger RNA from Besnoitia besnoiti, 3666 nucleotides. RefSeq lists its product as uncharacterized. Bases 1 to 3666 code for a protein of 1221 amino acids. The record is from RefSeq and is a predicted model, not a curated record. Lineage: Eukaryota; Apicomplexa; Conoidasida; Eucoccidiorida; Sarcocystidae. The transcript is spliced from 12 exons.
AUGCCUGAAAAUCUUUCGUUCCGUCGAUCUCCAAGAGCCUCUACCGCGCAGACAACCAUGGCGUCGGCGUUUCCCUGUGAGCCGUCGGUCGCCCAGACGGCGGCGAGCGCAGACAUUGCGUGCGCGAUGCCGGCCGCCUCUCCCUCUUCUUCUUCCUCCUCUUCUUCCUCCUGCAGUUCUUCCCUUUUCCGGGAUUUCUCGGCAGAGCCUUGCUCUUUGCUCACCGGCACAAAACCCGCCGGCUCCGCGUCGUCCGGCGCCUCCGCGCCAACUGUAGAGGGGAGCUCGUCGUCAGACCGGCUGUUGUCGGGUUCCUCUCUCUCGUCGGCGUCUUUGCCGUCGACUCGCCAGCGUUCUGCGCACGAUGAGGAGAGCACCUCUUCUCCACAAACGCUGCCUAAAGACUCGCGGACAUCCACCCCCAGUUGGAUGGCUGACGACGACCCCUUCGCCCAGAUCGUACGGCGAGCGGCGGCGCCUCCCGCCUCCCCAGACCCCGCGAAGGCCACGACGCUGCGCCCAGUGCGUGGGGAAGACGGCGACUUCCUCGAAACGGACUACAUUUCGGCGCUGGGCGCCGCCUCUCCGCCCUCGCACUCCAGCCGAGAUGCUCAAGACGCCGCAGCCAGUGGCGCCGCGGCCUCGCCUUUCGUCUUUUCGGAUGCAGACCUCGAGAUCCUUGCGUCUGGCCGCUCUGCGCAAUCCUCGCUCGAUGUCUCUCCGCAGGCCCUCGCCGCGCUGCCGGAGGGGGGCAGCGUCACGGCUGAGCGCGCCGAAGGCGCGGUGCUUCUGGCGCGCGCCGGCGCUUCGAACUCAAACGCGCAGCUUGGAGCAGCUCCCCGCGGAGACGCGCAAACGGUCGAUGAAGACUCCGCUCCGGCCUCGCGGAUGCAAAAAGAACUCCGCGACGAACUGGACGAGUUCCUCUCGUGUGCGGCUCACGUCUCGCCCGCCAAGAGGGCCGCUUCCGCGCCCCUGUCCGCCGCGGCCGCCCACGCCCCCUCCGCGCCGGCGCCCGCCGCCACGCCGUCCUCUGCCGCUCCCUCGCGCAGAGAGAGAGGCAAAGCCGCGCGUCCACAGGAGAGCCUGAGCGUGUCUCUGCUUGACGGCGAAGUGCUGCCUGUCGACUGCCUCGCGGAGAAGAGCGAUACUCGCGGCGGGGCGGAGGCCUGGGAGGGUAGCAGCGACACCGCCGCCUGCAGCCCCACUGCGGCGGAGUCAUGGACAGUCUUUGACAAAGAAAUGCGCGGCUGGGAGGAAGUCCAAAGAGAAGGGAGAAGAAAAGUUGCCGAUGUCGACGAGCGCCAGCUCGAGGACGCAGGAAAGAAAACCGUCUGGGUUGUGCAUCAAGGGUCCUGCACUCCGGUCUCCUGGUACGAAGACACGUCUGCGGAAGACGUGAAGGCGGCCGUGCUGUGCGCGUGCGACGUCAUGCUGGACGACGAGCUCGAAGAGCCGGCCGAGGGGAGACGCAGAAAGAAUCGAACGACGUUCGCCCUCCGCCAAAUCGAGCCUCUCCCUCAAACGGCCGACGUUGACUGCGGCUCUCUGUUUUUGGACGUGUGCGUGCUGGAGCUGCGCGACGAGCCCGGAACAGUUGCCCCCGCGAGUCUCUUCGGGGCGCCGGCGGGGGUCGCGGAGCCGAAGAAGCGCAUGCGCGUGAUGAAGGGCCGGCGCGUGCGGUUUGACCAGUUUGGGCAGCUGAUGGACGGCUGCACUUACAUGCUGGAGAAGUUCGAGGAGACAGAUUGCACGGAGGAGGAGGCUGAAGCGGAGCGAAGGAAGCUCCAGUCGAUCACUGGCGACCGCUGGCGCCGACUCCUUGUCCCUGUGCACCCUCUGCUGCACAUUGAGAGCCAAAAGGCAUUCGAGCGGAUGAUGCAAGGAACGAAUCUUUUGAAGCACACGCGGUACGGGUACCCGCACCUUCGGCAGUUUCAGCUGUCGAUGGACAGACGACGCCUGCUUUGGUACUCGUCCUCGAAGGCGAAGUCUUCCUCGGUGAUUCACUUGCCGCUGCUUCAGGGCCUUCUGUUUGGCCAAAAGUCGCAGACCUUUCAGAGCUACCGCCUUCCGGGGCUCCAGCACCUCUCGUUUUCCCUCGUCUUCUACACCUCCGGCGCUUCGCCGCCGCUAGAGGCCGACGCCGAGCCUGAGGACGACGAUGAGUUCGAAGGGGAGCCCGAGGAAGACGAAGAAGAGCGCAAGGCGCGGCGCGCCAUCGAGCUGCGGAAACCCGUCAGCGGCGCGCGCACACUGGAUCUGACCUGCAAAGACGAAUUUGAAUUCGACAUGUGGGUCACCGGCCUCAAGGCGAUCAUCGCCGCUAACAAGGGACUGCGCAUCAGCAAGAAGCUCCUCCUCUCCCACUCGCGCAGAUUUAGGCGCGCCCUCGCGCGAAACAACGUGGCGAUUAAACUGACCGCGUUGCCGGAGGUCAAGGAACCGGGGCAGGUGAAUCUCGACGACUGCAUGGAUCUACCGUGGCAUCCGCCGGAAGUUCUUCAAAAGAAAUACGAGGGACUCCAACGCAGGAUUCAGGCAGCUGCGGCCGAGAUAAAGCAAUUGGAUCAUCGCGAGAUCGCGCAGAGUGCCGCUGGAGACGUCUGCGCCUUGACGGGGGCGGGCCCCGCGUACGCGGGUGUGUACGGAGAUACUGCGGAAGUCGGCGACGACGAUAUGGAGCACCACAGGAUGGUUGAGCUCGUCCAUCAGGUUUUCAGCGUCCUCGCCAGCGCCCGCGUCGCCCUUAGCGCCUUCAAAUUGGAGAUCGAACGUCAGCGCGCCGCAGACCUGACUCCACUGGAAGCCGAGCCGCAGCAGGAAGACGCGAGGCGGGAUUCGACUUCUUCCGCGUCCUCUGUGCAGAGUGCAGCUGAGGAGGGGGAGGAGGGCGGAGAAGAGGUCGUCGUGAGCAUUUCUUCCUCUGGCGAGAUCAAAACGCGCGCCAAGGGCAAGCGCGAAGACGGCGCCGCGAGCGAUGAAGAGCAACUGAGCUUUGAAGAGAAAUUCAAAAAGUACUCCAGUCGCGGGGCAGCCUCGCUCGAGGCUGUGCAGGCCGUGCAGGAGCACGUGAAGGGCAGCGUUUUGCAGUUUUGGCAGCAGGCUGCGCCGAUUACGCAGGAGGCGCAGAAGUUCCUGGAGCAGGCCGUCGCGGCCGUGGUGGGCAGCGAGGAAGAAGACACUGAAAACCCCCCCAACGGCCAAGACUCGGCAAACGCCCGCGGGUGGUUGCCUGAACAAAUUGCGCAGCUGAAGCAGAUCAACCAGCUGCUGUGGAAGGCGGAGGUUGACUUGGAGAACGUCGAGGACAUGCUCGCGCGGCUGCAGCAGAGCCACCUGGAGCUCGCGAAAGGCCUCGUGGCCUCCGUGACAGACUUGAACCAAAAAUUCACUGAGGAAGUUCACAAGUGGGGCUCUCAGCUUUCUUCCUUCAUGACAGACUUCGUCAGCCGCCUCAACACCCUUCCCACGGCGCUGAUCGCGGACGAAGCGGCAGCCGCGCUGAGUGCGAGCGCCGCGUCGGUUUCUGCCUCUCUCACGGCAUCGCGACCUCGUGGGGCUACGUCCUCGCCCUCCGCGGCAGGGCGGCAGGAGACGCGGUCGCAGGAGGGCCCCUCGGGCCCAACUAGCCAGCCCCCUCCCCCGCCGCCGCCGAUGAUCUGA